CAUGCGUCUCCCCCUCCACCCGCCCCUCGUCGGUCCCACGCCACACCCCUUCCUGUCCUCUGUCAGCGGUUGACACUUGUCUUCUCUGUGUGUGCGGUCACCCCGCAUCAUUAUCGCCUUUUGCUUCCAGUAGUCACUGUUGUUUGAAGGGAGCGAGGGAGGAGAAGAAAAGGCUCUGACGUCGGCCACCUGCGGCGUCCCCAGAGCCCCAUCCCCCCUCCUGGGGUCCAGCUGCAGCCGCCCCUUUCCUGUGGGGGGACCCGCGCUAGCGCUUUGCUCUGAGGGCAGGUCUGCUGCCGCUGAACUCCCUAAACUCUCGUUUUUCUGCACCGUCUUCAUCGUCCCUUGUGCUGGGGGGAGAGUUCUAGAUGGGCCUUGUUUUCUGCUGGCGCCUUAGCACGUCUGUCCUUCGGUUUCCUGUGUCCUGGGUUGGGAGCGCGGUCCGGCCCCGGCAGCGUCGUCUCCACCGUGUCUCUCGGCCGCUCCGCUCUGCCGCCCCUGCGUGUCGCUGUAUUUCUCUUAUUCGGGGUUCAUUGAGCUGCUCAGGUCUGCAAACGGAUGUGUCUUAUUGGCUCCGUAGAGCUGGGAGCGCUGCUCCCUUCCGGUGCCUCCUUCCGCCCGUCUCCGGCGUGCUCUGCGGCGGCCCUGCCCUUGGUUUUCUUUGUCCUCUUCGGCUUGAGUGGUUUGUAUUCGCCUCUUCAAGUUGACCGAUCUUGUCGACCGUCACUUAGUUUUUAAUCCUGGGCUUUCCUUCCGAGUCCACUUUAGAAUUUAUGUUUUUCUCCUGAAACCCCGUUUUCUCAGCCAUUAUAAAAUCACUUGAUUUUAUUAAAAAACACUUGAUUGGAAGUUUUGGGAAAUUGUAACACAAAGAAAGAAAAAGUUUCCCUACUUACGUAAACAAACAAAACUAUUCACAGAAAGUGUCCCAGCUUCUCUCACCCCUGUGUCCCCUCCAGCCCACCCGACAGCGUUCCAGCCAGAGCUGGGUGUCAGCGGCCGCUCCGUGAGCCGGGGUCCUCCCCACAGCCUGUGCGUCCACCAGUCCCCUGCUCUGCUCCUCUGUGAGUGCUGGGCUCUGACGUGGCCUUGGACAGGAGGCUCUGCUUCCGUGGCAGACGGUGCUCUUGUCCUCGCGCUCCCCAGCGGUACUUCCGUGGACGGGGACGCUCGUGGCUGAGGCUGAGGGAGUGUGCUGCGCUGGUGUCACGCUGUGGCCCCCGCACCCACAGAACAUUCAGUCCAGGUUCAUUGUGGGAUAAGUGGCUUUUCUGGUGUGUCACCCGGAACACGGUAACUUGAGGAGAAACACAGAAACGGCUUCAUCGGAGUUAGAACCUGUGCUUCAGAGGACGCCAUCAAAAAGGUGAAAAACAACCACAGAACAGGAAAAACAUGUUUGCAAAUGAUGUGACUGACAGCCUGCGUCCAGAAUGUGUGAAGACUGCACACGAGUGACAGGAGAAGGUAAGUAACUGACUUACGUGAGCAAAGGAUCCGAACAGACGUUCUGCAGAGGAGGGAGACACGUGACCGGAAACCCUUGCAGAGAUGCUCAGCAGCCUCGGCCACCAAGGAGAUGUGGUGGAAGACCCACCGCGGGCGGCCACCUCACACCCGCAGUGCCCACCCGCAAGAUGGGGGGCGGGGGGUAGGUGCCGCUGCUUGAGAGAGACCCGGUGACUCCUCCUUCCUCCCGGGCUGCUCUCCGCGUGUCCCCGGAAGAGCUCCUCACCCGUUAUCCAGACGGGCAGGGGCGCGGCGCUGCGCAGAGUGCUCGGCCGUGAUGUCUGCCCCUGCUCCCCUUGCUCGUUCCGUGUGAUAGUCACCCUGCGCUCCUAGGUGGGCCGGGCUGCGUCGGUCCCUUUUCAGGCCAGAAUGAGAAGCCCACGGAGAGGGGUCUUCGUGGACGUCCUGCCCCUGGCCAGUGGUGGUCAUGAAGGAGCUGGCUGUUGUCACAAAACAGGACUUUGGUACUUAAGCACUGACCGCACGCGAUGGCCUUCGGGAGUGCUUUCCAUUUCCCUGGCUCGUGAGUGGUCUGCCGGGCUCUGUCCUGGUGUGCGGGCAGCCGGCCUGGGCACCGUGGCUGCGGGGCGCAGGAGACGGACCCUGGAUUGCGUUCCUACCCUGUACAUGAAAAUCGUGGGGCGUGUGGCAGCAUUGACGACCUUGGCGCCGCAGACGGGUGUCUUCAUUCUGUGCAUCUAGCACUGGGCUUUACUUUCUUUCUGGUGCAUUCCAAAGGCGGCCUGUCCUUCGUGACUUGUCUGAAUACCACGGUUUCUCUUGUGCUUUGAGGUAAAAUUUGCUGACAGCGACUCCGCGGAUCCUGACUAUUGGACAAGCCAUGCCCCUGUCGACCCAAACCCACGUGGAGGUCACGGACACUCUCGUCCCCCAUCCCCUUCCCGGGCAGAUGCCCCCCCCCCCCCCACUGUCUAGGUGACCAUCUUGCUCUGUUUGCAGUUCGUCCGCGGUGUGUAUUUCCGCGGUUCUCCGCGUCCUCAGGAUAAGCGCGAACACGUCCCCUUUCCCACGGUGCCUGACCCGACACGCGUGCUGCAUACUCGCAGCCUGUUAGGUCAGACCUCUGCUUUAUGUGUUAGUUCAUGGGCGUGGCUUGAGCAGCAUUUUAUCUUAAGCCGGGCCGGCAUCGAGGACUCCAAGAAGUGGGGGAUGCUGUUCCUGGUGAACCAGCUGUUCAAGAUCUACUUUAAGAUCAACAAGCUACACCUGUGCAAGCCCCUCAUCAGAGCCAUCGACAGCUCCAACCUCAAGGACGACUAUAGCACCGCCCAGAGGGUGACCUUCAGGUACUACGUCGGGCGCAAGGCCAUGUUCGACAGCGACUUCAAGCAAGCUGAGGAGUACCUGUCCUUUGCCUUUGAGCACUGCCACCGCUCGAGUCAGAAGAACAAACGGAUGAUUCUCAUUUAUUUGCUCCCAGUGAAAAUGCUGCUGGGUCACAUGCCGACCCUCGAGCUGUUGAGAAAGUAUCAUCUCAUGCAGUUUGCGGAAGUGACCAAAGCUGUCAGCGAAGGCAACCUUUUGCUCUUGAACGAGGCCCUUACGAAGCACGAGACCUUCUUCAUCCGCUGUGGUAUUUUCCUUAUCCUUGAGAAGCUGAAGAUCAUCACCUACAGGAAUCUCUUCAAGAAAGUGUACCUGCUGCUCAGAACACACCAGCUGUCCCUGGAUGCUUUUCUGGUUGCCUUGAAGUUCAUGCAGGUGGAAGACGUGGACAUCGAUGAGGUGCAGUGCAUCCUGGCCAACCUGAUCUACAUGGGUCACAUUAAAGGCUACAUCUCACAUCAGCAUCAGAAGCUGGUUGUUAGCAAGCAGAACCCGUUCCCCCCGCUGUCGACGGUGUGCUGACUGCGCGGCCCCGAGGACGGGAGAGCGGUGCGUUCCUCGUGUCACCGUCUGUGCCGACGGCGCCGCCCCUGGGCCAGGGCUCUGCGGCCGGGCUCUCCGGAGCUCCUUUGCCAGGACUCACGGGCACCUUGAAAGCUCCGGGCGCACAGCUGACGUCCGCCGCACGGAGAGCGGGAGCUCCUCCAGAAAACGCGGACGGGUGACGGGGCUCUGUCCCCAGGGCGGCUGUUUCCUCGGAGGUGCUGUUCGCAAAGUCACCUUUGUGAAUUUUUACAUGGCCUUUUCCCUCAGACGGCACGCCGAGUUUCUACAAAUGGCGUAUCUUUUAUUCUGUCUCCUGGGGGCAUAUCUAUUUUUCUAUGUUAAAUUGGAACUUUGUGUCUGAUCAGAGUGUUUGGUUAAUUUAAAGUUUCUUUUUACAGAAUGAAUUUAUUUUGGUAAUUUUCCACAUU
This is a messenger RNA of Hyaena hyaena (striped hyena), 3830 nucleotides long. It is a transcript of the gene PCID2, whose product is annotated as PCI domain containing 2. The coding region runs from base 2680 to 3378 and encodes 232 amino acids. The record is from RefSeq and is a predicted model, not a curated record. Gene Ontology annotation, molecular function: RNA binding; double-stranded DNA binding. NCBI's taxonomy places the organism in Eukaryota, Metazoa, Chordata, Mammalia, Carnivora, Hyaenidae. Gene Ontology annotation, biological process: poly(A)+ mRNA export from nucleus; transcription elongation by RNA polymerase II; post-transcriptional tethering of RNA polymerase II gene DNA at nuclear periphery. The transcript is spliced from 8 exons. Gene Ontology annotation, cellular component: transcription export complex 2.